Molecule: messenger RNA, 1476 nt
Organism: Colletotrichum chrysophilum
Lineage: Eukaryota; Fungi; Ascomycota; Sordariomycetes; Glomerellales; Glomerellaceae
Exons: 7
Coding region: 1-1476 (491 amino acids)
Biological process (GO): transmembrane transport
Cellular component (GO): membrane
Molecular function (GO): transmembrane transporter activity
Source: RefSeq, a predicted model, not a curated record
AUGGCUGCGCCAAGGAAAUCAGAGGAGGGCAAGGCGGACGUCAGCCAAAUGGAGCGCGUUUUGACCGCCGGCUCUCUUGGCGACGUCGACAAGCCCAACCAGGACUCGAAGGUCGACGAGUUUGGAGCACACACCAAGACCGACCCCAAGGAGAUCGCCUUGGUCAAAAAGAUUGAUUGGUACAUCUUGCCCAUUCUCUGGGUGAUGUACUUCUUGAACUUCCUCGAUCGCAAUGCCAUGAUCAAUGGCAAGCUGAAUUCUCUUUCGAAAGACCUGAACCUCAAGGGCACUCAGUACAACACCUGCGUUUCCAUCCUAUUCGUCGGAUACCUGUGUGGCCAAGUUCCCUCCAACAUGAUUCUCAACCGAGUGCGACCAUCUUGGUACAUGGCUGGGUUCAUGCUGGCGUGGUCGAUCAUCUCCCUGCUCACGUACAUGGCGCAUGACUACUCGACGAUGCUUGCCUGCAGGUUCUUGCUUGGAAUUACUGAGGCUCCCUUCUACCCUGGCGCGCUGUAUAUGCUCAGUAUGUUCUACACGCGAAAAGAGAUUGCCACGCGUAUGGCAAUUUUUUACACCGGCAACAUGCUGGCCAGCGCCUUCUCGGGCUUGAUUGCCGCUGGUGUCUUUGCUGGGCUGGAUGGAAAGCACAAUCUCGCUGGGUGGCAAUGGCUCUUCAUCAUCCAAGGUGCCGUCUCUAUCGUCGUUGCCAUCGCGGCAUUCUACCUCCUCCCCGACGCCCCUCUCAAGACCAGAUGGCUCACCGAGGAGCAACGUCAAAUGGCCCACAAGCGCAUCUUUGACGAUACGACCGACCGUCGCGAGGGUGGAACCAGUGUCUGGAAGGGACUACGCGAGGCCUGCUCCGAUUGGCGUACCUGGGUGUUCUGUCUCAUGGAUAACAUGCAUCUCUCGGCGAACGGCUUCAAGAACUUCCUUCCCAGUGUCGUCAAGACUCUGAACUACAACACAACAAUUACGCUGGUGCUGACGUGCCCGCCGUAUAUUCUUGCCGGUAUUCUUAGUAUUCUCGUCUCGCACUCCUCCGGUCGCUUCAACGAACGUACCUGGCACACAACUGUGAGCAAGCUGAUCGCUUGCGCUGGGUUCGCAAUGAGCGUGGCCACCCUUAACACUACUGUCCGCUACGUCGGAAUUAUGAUCUUUGUUGGUGCGACAUACGGCGUAAACAACAUUAUUUUGGGAUGGACGGCGUCGGUAUUGGGACAGACCGACGAGAAGAAGGCAGUCGCUAUCGCCAUGUGUAACACCUUUGGCAACCUUGCCAGUGUUUAUACCCCUUACCUGUGGCCCGACUCCGAUGAGCCUAGGUACUUGAAGGCUAUGCUGGCCAGUAUCGGGUUCUCGCUUGGUGUUGUGGUGUGUGCAUGGGUAAUGCGCUUCGCACUUCAAAGGCAGAAUCGCAAGAUGCUCGCUUCUUCCAACGGAGGGGUAACGAACCUGUAUGUGUACUAA